Molecule: messenger RNA, 496 nt
Organism: Carassius carassius (crucian carp)
Lineage: Eukaryota; Metazoa; Chordata; Actinopteri; Cypriniformes; Cyprinidae
Product: protein S100-A14-like
Exons: 3
Coding region: 57-359 (100 amino acids)
Cellular component (GO): perinuclear region of cytoplasm
Source: RefSeq, a predicted model, not a curated record
GAUGUGAUGGGAACAGCAAAGUUUAUAUACAACCAAGAAAAUAAAAAUCACGUAAAAUGGCGACACAGUAUUCUGACCUUGAGAAGGCCAUUAACACCUUGGUCACAAACUUCCAUGUUGCUUCUUCUGAUAAUCGGCCUACACUGAAGGCAGAUGAGUUCAAGAGCCUCCUCUCCUCCCAGCUGCCAACUUUAAUCAAGUCGGAUAAUUUUGCAGAUGUGAUGAAGCAAAUGGGUGUGAAAGAUGGGGAAGGCAUCAGCUUCAAACACUUCUGGAGCCUGAUCCAGAAUUUGGCCACAACCCAGCAUGGUCUGCUGAGGAACGAGAAGCUGUCCAAAUGCACCUGCCUUUUACUAUGAGUCAUGGGCUCCAAUUGCAUCUGCCACAAAGAUUUGGUCUCUCUGCGUCUCUGCAUUUAUCCAGAACCUCUCAUCUCCAAACAAAACACUAACUUUUCUUUCUAAGCAUUCCAAUAAAUACAAUUAAAUUUAAAACA